Molecule: messenger RNA, 1463 nt
Organism: Phytophthora nicotianae INRA-310
Lineage: Eukaryota; Oomycota; Peronosporomycetes; Peronosporales; Peronosporaceae
Exons: 3
Coding region: 290-898 (202 amino acids)
Biological process (GO): mitotic cell cycle; kinetochore assembly; protein localization to kinetochore
Cellular component (GO): nucleus; chromosome, centromeric region
Source: RefSeq, a predicted model, not a curated record
CAAAUUCUAGUCAAACGAUAUUCAGUAUGGCCGAGACCGGGGGCAUCUUAACGGGCUUCCUACCGGCAUUGACCGAGCAGAUCUCCGAAAGCGUCGUGGAAGUCACAGGGGAAGUGGAAAAUGCGCUUCAUAAGAGACUGGAAUCCACAGGUAGUAAGAAGAAGCAAGCAAAACAGCUGAAUGCCGUCGCAAAGGUGGGAAACGGGCUCAUUAGGAUCAUGGUGCUCUACAGCAUUCGUACUCAAAGAUAGUUUGUUGUUCUUCACCGCUGCAGGGCUCUGGGAAGUACAUGGCCAAAGUACAUCGCGCGUUCGAGAAGAAUUUCGACAAGUUCGAGCUCUACGUACGACGCAACAUCGUGGCGGUACCUGAUGCUCUGGUGGACGAGGUGGCUCAGAUCCGAGCAGAGAAGCAGGAGAAAGACGGGGAUCAAAGCAAUGCAGCAGCACAAGAAACAGAAGAUAUGGCGUUGCUGACAAGAGAAGAGAGGGAGGAGCGAACAUUGGACAAUCAGUUGGAAGCGCUGCGUCUAAAACUGAGGGAGUUGACAGCAUCAAACCAACGAUUAGAGAUGGAAAAGAAGGCGCUGGAUCAACGCACACAACAUUUCCAAGGUUUCGUAGCACAGGUAGCAUUCCUGGACGACGUACCAGAGCAAACAAUCUCUCCUUUGAAGCGCACAGCAGAGCACAUUUCGGCUCUCCACGACGCAUUUUUGAAGAUGGACAGCAUCCAGGCAGCACUAGAAGAAGAUACGCGGCAGUUCAAAAAGUCGAAAGUAGCUACUCGCGGCAGCUUCCGGAAUCUACACAAGCGGUUCACAGCAAGAACAGCCGAGAUGACGUACAGGACGACGGAAGAUCUGGAAGAGCUGCACUCCAAACUGCUGACCAUGUAACCCUCACGGCGGAAGGGAUCAAGUCUGUCCCUGUAUGCACAACAAGCGAUGUUGUUUAACUGAAUGAUGCGUCUCCUGCUUAUCCAUCUUGGUCUGUGUCUACAGGUUCAGGUACAUUCAUCAAUCCAUCCCUUCGUUCAUUUUUUUGUGGGGUUUUAUUGCAAUUUCUCUCCAGUGUAACAACCCGCAAGUCUCCAGUCCACUUUAGCAGUCGAAAAGAGCUGCGCCGUCUGUGCUGUUAAGAGGAAGGAACCUGCUCUGUUGUGUAUGGAGAAUCUACUCCUCGUCCUCGUCGUGCAGGUCGUCCAAGACGUCGCUCGUCUCCUCUUCGCUCUCCUCCUCCUCCUCGCCAAUCUCCACCGGCAUAGGCAUAGCGCCGAUCUCGGAGCGCUCGUACUUCAGCUUACCGUCUACCAGCACGUAGUUGCCUUGGUUCGACGUCUCGGCGUGCUCAUCGUGGUGGCUGUGGCCGUGGUCCCACGGGUGCUCGAAGCCCUACAAUGCAUUGAUAUUUUAAUUAGUUAAUACAUUGUGGUGAGAAACCAUGGGGUUUAUAACGUACCAG